This is a messenger RNA of Rubroshorea leprosula, 853 nucleotides long. Lineage: Eukaryota; Viridiplantae; Streptophyta; Magnoliopsida; Malvales; Dipterocarpaceae. The record is from the annotation of a GenBank genome assembly.
ACUAAGUCCAUAAAGUUACCAAUAAAGAUGGACCAAACAACAUUAGGAAUUCUAUUCUGCAUCAAAUUCGGAUGAACAACUGCUAAUUAUAAAUAACACUGUGAACUGAUUGAAUCAUUGUUUUUUCCCCUCAAUCGCAGUAGGCAGCCCUACUUUGCAUCGCUCAUGGCUUCCACCAAUUCUGUUUUCUGCUCUCUUCUGAUUCUUUCCCUCCUCAUUCACGGCCAACAUGCGUUCCUAACAAAAACGGCAGCAAGAAACCCUCCAUUAACAAAGGAAAGAGUUGAGAAGAUCAGCAAGGCGCUAUCCGAUGCAGGUUUCCAUAUCAUGUCUUUGAUCCUCAAACACCAGUUGCCCUACCUCAUACCAUGUUCUAGGAACAAUACCAUCACCAUAUUUGUUCCCCAAGAUCAAUAUGUUGGUUUUGGUCCUUCCAUUAAUCUACUAUAUCAAGUUGUACCGUCUCUAAUUGCCAACGGAGAAGAUUUCAAGGUUGAAUCUUUCGAAGAAGAAUUGUGGAGAUCAAAGUAUGGAGGAGAGUUUAGACUCUUUAAAGUGCCUACGUGCCAUCAAGGACAUAAGAUCUGGGCCACCCGUUACUCCGAUGGUUACAGAAUCAACCUAUCAAAGGUCACACAUUGGGGAAUCUAUAACGACGGACAUGUAAUCAUUCAUGGAGUUGUGCAUUUCUUUUCUUUGGAUAAGGAGAAGCCUUUUCAUGGUUUCCCAUUUUCGGGACUUCUUUAACAUACAGGACUAGAGGAAGGAAUCAUCUCUGUGUAUGUGUUUGUUUGUUUUCGUUUUUGUUUUUGAUUUUUUUUUUUUUUUGGUGUAAUUAAGGACUUUUGUCAUA